Messenger RNA from Dentiscutata heterogama, 537 nucleotides. The record is from the annotation of a GenBank genome assembly. Lineage: Eukaryota; Fungi; Glomeromycota; Glomeromycetes; Diversisporales; Gigasporaceae.
AUGAAUUUUGAAGUUGAAGAAUUUUUUCGUAUUGAGAGGGAGUCUGUCACUCUUGCUAUAGUAAUCGUAGAAUCAUCCUAUAUAAAAGGAUUAAUAUUCGAAGUGGAUCUUGUUGAAAUGCUAAAGAGCAUUGGUGCUAAAGUUAUCCAUAAAGGGAGAUCGGGUAAUGGUGGCAUUGAUAUUAUAUGUGAAAUUGCCAUGACACGAUUUAUUAUCCAAUGUAAAAAUUGGGUCAGACUCAAUAUAGGUCGCCCGGUUGUAGAUGAGUUGCUUGGUGUGCUCACUCGAACUAAGCAACCAAAAGGAACUAUUAGUAUAAUAGUGGGUCCCUCUAUGGAUAGCUUUACUCCUGGUGCAAUAGAUGCGGCACUAGAGAUAGCAGAACCACCGGAACCAUCAGAACUAUUGGAUCCAUUAGAACAACUACCUACAUAUCCCAUCAUUGUGACAGAUGUAGACCGAUUGCCCAAAUAUUUGAUCAAUGCAGUUCUUGAUAGGUUACAUAACGAACCUUAUACCUUCUCCCUCCUACCAUGA